AUGGAGAGGCUCCAAACCACUAGCACCUCUUCGCUUUGCAUCUCCAUCACAACCUCAUCUAUCUCCAUCUCCACUGGAAUUCCUGCACUGCAGCACAAUCGUGCCAAGCCACAUGAAUUCAUAGACUAUAUCAAAGCUUUCAAAUAUGGAGUAGCACGCCAAAAGACCUUCUGUGUCUUCCUCGUCACGCCGUCUUAUGCGCAACACUUACUCGACGAUGACUUCCUCCAUGAAGCUCUCAAGAAAAUAUACUACAACACGCGCCACGAAAAAGGUUUCCGUGUAGAUGCCUUGUGUGCCGUCGUAGACAAGCUUCCCAUCCGUAGAUUCAAGUACCGAGACCGAGACGAAGAGCUAUCGCGACGUGCCACCGAGCCACCUACUGCUGGAACUGGGCUCGAGGGAAUGACUUACGUAUUGCUUACGCCUGCUGACUCUGUGUCAUCCCAGAGUCUUUCGCCGUCAGACAAAGGUGCCAUCGAUUUCAUAUUUGCGCAACAUGUCUUCAACGACACCACCUAUCAAGAUACACUACGAUUACCUCUCUCGAAUACUGUUUUUCAGACGGGUAUGCCAUCAACCAUGAUCCUCUCGACUUGGAAGAAUCUCGGUGAGGGUCAAGGGUUGAUUCUGGAGUCCAAGAGGAACGUUUCUCAUCACGGCAUCCGUCUGAUUGAGCAAGUAGGACAUGGUGCAACACUUCCUCCCGUUCUCAACGUACCCCUGAUCCCGCUAACAAUGCCGCGCUUGGUUGAAGGGUGCAUGGGAAAUAUCAUCCGCGGGAUUAUUGGGCCGGAAGGUAAAGCUAUGCAGGCCUCCUCGGAACUUGAAAAUGUCGUUCCUCGUUUUUUCAGAUCGCGGCGACAGCCAGCGCAAGCAACAGUGGCUUGGGCACUCGUGAUCCCCGGAGAACUGAGAACCGUCAUUGCUGCUAGAACGGAUGAGCUCCUCUCUAGCUUGCCAAUGGAAAGUGAAGAUACGCUCUCUAAACAGGAAGAUUCGUGGGAACGUUUGUGGCGCAGCAAUCCACCUCUAUGGAACACGCUCGUGUCCAAGGCGAUUACAGAAGGAGCACGUCUCCAUCGGGUCUUGAGUGGCGGAGGCGGAUGGGGAAAGAAAGCUGGUCUAUUAUCGCUGGAUCCCGUUCCGGCCAAUGAAGCUGCAGAGCCAUCAAAGCACGACGAUUUUCCUAACACAAUCAAUGAUCCGGAAGAUUUUGAGUCGACCCUUACGCCAGUGGUACGAGACGGAGAUUCGAUACAAUUUUUUAUCUCGCCAAAAUCAGAUCUUGAAAAGAUAGCUAAGAAGACUAAUACCCGCAGGCUUGCAAGUCUUGUUCCCAGACGUCAUUGGGGUUGGGAGCUAGGCACUAUCCCUAGCACUAUUGACUCGGUUCCUGGAGAGUCCUGGCAACACCGUCCACGCCCAACAACGAGAAUACAUGUCCAUCAUGGCUUUGGUGCGCUGACCGAAGGGCCGAUGACACUCACGCGGCACUCCCAUGUCAAUAGCGACAAGGACUUCACAGUCAAUGUUACCACGAUCGACGUUCCCUUCUCCCGCCUCUCCGCGUCAACCCACACACGUACACAACCGGAUGCUGGGAUAAAGUAUACUAAGAGAGAGGAUGCUGGGAUAAAGUAUACUAAGAGAGAGGGGAGUCGGAAGAAGGACGUAGAAUUGGUUCGCAAACUCAAAAUAGAAGGACAUGCUACCACCGGUCGACUCCGGGUCCGAACAGCGAAAGCCAUAAUGCGGAGAUUUGAGAAGUCCUUCGAUAAAAACAAGAUGAAACACAGGGAGAUCAUGACAUCGAUUCGACGUCGGCAUGUUCGGUUAACGAUUAUGAGGUUCAAGGCUAUCAUGGUUGAAGCAGCAAACCUGGUGGAAGAGGCUAAUUUUGCCUUGGGAAACAACUAUCAUACGCCCGUAAGGAGGAUCUCCUCCAAGAAGAGAGGGAAAUCAGAAAGACAAAGCCUUGCAGGAAGUGCCUUGAAGAGAGAAGAGACGAAGGCUGGGAAGGCUCCAAGGCCCGAACCAAAACUCCGAAAAGAGAUCAAGGCCGAGAAAGAAAAGAAGGUUCGGCCAGUGUCAUCUAAGACUACCGGAGUACCUAUCCGCAGAUUCCUUUCCUUGGGUACGACUAAAUCCAUUGAGAUCAACAAGAGAGUUCAAUCUGGAGUUCUAGAAGUCUCCCGCCUGACCGAGGAAGCCAGAGCCGCCUUGGCCGCCAUUCAGCAGUACAGACCGAAGAUUCGCAGGAUGCCUGUCUCGAAACUGGCAACGCCGCAAGCUCUGAACCAGACGCUGGGUUAUGCAAUCCAAGAAAUUUUACAUCUGACAGAGGAAGCAAGGACCAUCAUGGCUACCAUUCAACAGCGUAAACGACAGAAUUCUUGGCGCUUCAUACGACGAUGGGGUCAUGAUGCUGAUCUGAUGCCUAUCGGUCCUGGUACUUCGCCCAUGGGUUUAUUGGCGUAUGCGCGCAGAAACUCCCGCACAUGGCAGCUAGGUAUCCAACAUCUUAAGAAGGAGGUCAACAUAAUCAAAACUCGGAUCCGCCAGCGUAAGCGCGCACACCGCAAAUCUGUCACCGGCUCACCACGAAUCACAAAAGAAGAGCGGCUGCGCGUGCGACGAGUAAGGCAUGCCGUGAUCAACGUCGUCCAAUACCCAUCGCGCAGCUGGGUUGUGCGGAAAAAACCAGUUAGUGGGGAGUCUAGCAAGGCUAGGUUGUUGAGGCUGCGGCAGAAGAUUUCAGAGAAGAAGAGUAAGAAAGAGAGGCUUGCACUAACGGUGGAGCAGUGGCUUACAGGCGGUGGUAGUUAUGGUGGAUGA
This is a messenger RNA of Alternaria burnsii, 2838 nucleotides long. RefSeq lists its product as uncharacterized. Bases 1 to 2838 code for a protein of 945 amino acids. The record is from RefSeq and is a predicted model, not a curated record. Lineage: Eukaryota; Fungi; Ascomycota; Dothideomycetes; Pleosporales; Pleosporaceae. The transcript is spliced from 3 exons.